Rotaria sp. Silwood1 is the source of this 963-nucleotide messenger RNA. The record is from the annotation of a GenBank genome assembly. NCBI's taxonomy places the organism in Eukaryota, Metazoa, Rotifera, Eurotatoria, Philodinida, Philodinidae.
AUGAAUACGCCAAUUCUUAAUCCGAAUUCUUCAUCAUCCAAUAAUACAAAUACUAAUUCCAUUUCGUCCUCUUCACAAAUUCAUCUUGAACUUAGUAAAAUUCUUCUUAAACAUGAUCCGAAUGCCAUACGUUUAUAUGAUUUUAUAAAUCAUGUUAAAAUUUUUUUUUAUAAUUCAAAUGACUGUUAUUGGGAAAAUAAUUCAUAUAUUGAAGGCAAUUUAUUUAUUUAUGAAAAGAAAUCUAUCAUAAAUAAUCAAGCAUAUCCAUCCUAUGCAUUUGCUAUUAUAAAUAAAAAACAAAAAUUUAUACAAGAAAUUACUUCAGAUAUGCCGCGACAUGCUGAUAAAUUACGUUUAUUCUAUGAAAUUGUGAUAAAUAAUAAAAGUGAAGUGUUUUGUUUAUAUUUUGUAAGUGAAAAUGAAUGUCAACGAUUAAAUGUAUUCAUUACACGAGCUAUUGAAUCAAUACAAAAUUUUAAAAAUCAACAAUCUCAUGUAAUUACUACCAAUAAUGUUCAAACAACAGAAACAAAUGAACAGUUAGUAUCACAAAAUGUUUAUCGACAACAGACAUUGACUAAAGUAUCCAAUCCAACUACAUCACAAAUUAGAUCUUCUCGACAGACACCAAUUCUACAACAAUCAACUCCAAUAAUAAAUAGUAAUAAUACUGAAGAUCCGACGUUAUCGCUCAAACGUUUACUUAAUAUUCCACGUCAAAAUCAUUUAAAUAAUGGAACAAGUUUUUUAAAAGAAAAAAAUUCAAUAAAUCUUAUUCCACCAUCUGCCUUUGAAUCUAUAUCAUCAACAUCGCUUUCAACUGUUGAUGCUGAACAUAGUGAACAGUGUUUAUCAUCAAUAAAUCUUGAACACUUUCGUAAUGUCUUUCUUCAUCUAGUUCAAAAUAAUGAUCAUUUUUUUAAUAUUAUUCAUCGAGCAUGUCUUAAUCACUCCAUGCAAUAA